Syngnathus typhle (broad-nosed pipefish) is the source of this 2349-nucleotide messenger RNA. RefSeq names its product 6-phosphofructo-2-kinase/fructose-2,6-bisphosphatase 2-like. Gene Ontology annotation, cellular component: cytosol. Gene Ontology annotation, biological process: fructose 2,6-bisphosphate metabolic process; fructose metabolic process. The coding region runs from base 181 to 1740 and encodes 519 amino acids. Gene Ontology annotation, molecular function: fructose-2,6-bisphosphate 2-phosphatase activity; ATP binding; 6-phosphofructo-2-kinase activity. The transcript has 16 exons. Lineage: Eukaryota; Metazoa; Chordata; Actinopteri; Syngnathiformes; Syngnathidae. The record is from RefSeq and is a predicted model, not a curated record.
AUCUUUACGGUACUUUUGGGGGAGUUGGUGUGACGUAGUGACACACACCUCCGUCUUGGAAGGGCACCAGCCGGGCUCGGUACCCAAGGACGGUGCGACCGACACCUGCACUCACCCAACGCCAGCGAGCGGUCCCGGUUCCGGACGUACAAUUUACGAGAAGUGAUCGCUUCAUUGCCCAUGUCGAACCGGCGCCCCCACAGCAAGAAAACAGACGAGAGGAUGAAUGAGAAGAAAUGCUCGUGGGCGUCCUACAUGACAAAUUCCCCCACCGUGAUCGUGAUGAUCGGUCUGCCCGCCCGAGGGAAGACGUACGUGUCCAAAAAGCUGACACGCUACCUCAACUGGAUUGGUGUCCCCACCAAAGUGUUUAACCUUGGCGUGUACCGCCGAGAGGCUGUAAGGGCCUACAAGUCCUACGACUUCUUCCGCCACGACAACGAGGAGGCCAUGAAGAUCAGGAAGCAGUGUGCGCUUGUGGCCCUGCAAGAUGUGAAGGUGUACCUGACAGACGAGGGUGGUCAGAUUGCCGUAUUCGACGCAACCAACACAACAAGAGAGCGCCGAGAUCUCAUUCAAGCAUUUGUGAAGGAGAAUUCUUUCAAGGUGUUCUUUGUCGAGUCCGUGUGUGAUGACCCCGAGGUCAUUGCUGCGAAUAUCAUGGAAGUCAAGGUGUCCAGUCCGGACUACCCCGAGAGGCACCGGGAGCGGGUCAUGGAUGACUUCCUAAAACGGAUUGAAUGCUACAAGGUGACUUACCAACCGUUGGAUCCUGAUGAUUAUGACAAGGACCUGUCUUUCAUUAAAGUCAUAAACGUGGGGCGCCGCUUUCUGGUGAACCGGAUACAAGACUACAUCCAGAGCAAGAUCGUCUACUAUCUCAUGAACAUCCAUGUGCACUCACACUCCAUCUAUCUGUGUCGCCACGGCGAGAGCCACCACAACCUCGAAGGCCGCAUUGGAGGGGAUUCAGAACUAUCUCCUCGUGGGAAACAGUUUGCCCGUGCCCUGCGCAAGUUCAUCGAGGAGCAUGAGCUAUCAGACUUGAAGGUGUGGACAAGCCAGUUGAGACGCACUAUACAGACAGCGGAGGAGCUGGCCGUCCCCUACGAACAAUGGAAGAUACUCAACGAAAUCGACGCGGGCGUGUGUGAGGAAAUGACGUACGAGAUGAUCCAGAGGGCGUUCCCAGAAGAGUUUGCAUUGAGGGACCAGGACAAAUAUCACUAUCGCUACCCAGGCGGGGAGUCGUACCAGGAUCUGGUCCAGCGUCUGGAGCCUGUCAUCAUGGAGCUGGAGAGGCAAGGCAACGUGCUGGUGGUUUGCCACCAGGCGGUCAUGCGCUGUCUGCUGGCCUACUUCCUGGACAAAAGUGCAGAGGAUCUGCCCUACAUGAAAUGUCCGCUGCACACCGUCCUCAAACUCACCCCAGUGGCAUAUGGUUGUAAAGUGGAAAUGUUUUAUCUCAACGUGGAAGCAGUGAACACCCAUCGAGACAGACCUCUUGGUCAAAUCCCCAAGGACUCGGGCCUCUUACUCCGGCGGAAUAGUUACACGCCUUUGUCCAGUCACGACCAGUUCAAGCGUCCUCGGCUGUACAGUGCCGGCAACCAACCCUGGCUGCCUCUCGCCCCCACGCCGUCGGCUUUGAUGCCCGAGGAACGGUUGAGCCAAGGUUCCCUGUGUGAAGGAAUCGAUUUUGACAACCACGAAGGAACAAACGGCUGCGUCCGCUUCUGAAUGAUGAUAAAGAAACAUCCUUGCACUAAAUAUGUACGAGUAAGUCUUUUUAGUUUGACUCCCCAGCAAAAAUUUAGGAUAUGAAUACUAUAUGAUUGCCGCUAACUUAAUUAACUUAACAGUAAGCACCAGUCUGGCAGUCUACUGAAAAUUCAUGUGUUGAGAUUUAAAGAAAUAUAAGAAUGUAUUCAAAAGCAAGCCAUGUAGACACUUUAACAACACUUUUUUCUCCUCUCUGAAACAUGACUAUUAUUACUGUGGCUAACUGAGUUACUGCGUCUCUCUCCAUGUAUAGCUGCAUGUCUGUAUUAUACCGCCCCCUCUUGGCCAAGGCAUGCAAACCAGAAGGAGCAACACAAUGAAUAUGAUGCACAAACCAGUCAAAUCUUUAUAUGCUAUUUAUGUUAUUACCUUCUGUUUUACAAUACUAUAGUAUUGUGGAAACGAUCAGUUAGAUGCUGAUACUCGUGCCUUUUUAAUUGCUAAAAGAGAUUGCGUUUAAAAUAGUAUAGUAUUACAAUGUUUUUUAUCUCGUUUGUAUUGUUGAACCCUUGUAUUUGCACGUCUUUUGGUCAUAUUUUAAAAUGCAAUUAAAUAACUUUCAUUGCA